Messenger RNA from Canis lupus familiaris (dog), 4258 nucleotides. It is a transcript of the gene PROM2, whose product is annotated as prominin 2. Gene Ontology annotation, cellular component: apical plasma membrane; cilium; cell surface. The record is from RefSeq and is a predicted model, not a curated record. The transcript has 24 exons. Gene Ontology annotation, molecular function: cholesterol binding. Lineage: Eukaryota; Metazoa; Chordata; Mammalia; Carnivora; Canidae. Bases 1 to 2520 code for a protein of 839 amino acids.
AUGGCGCGCGCGCCCGGCCUCCUGGCGCCCCUGCUGGGGCUGGGGCUGGGGCUGGGGCUGGGGCUGGGGCUGGGGCUGGGCCCGCCGGGGCCGGGGGCCGCGGACUGCGGGUCCCUCGGCGGCGCAGAGCGCCUGGCGUUCGCCCCGGCGCCCGGGGUCCACCGGCUGGCCCCUCGCGCCCGCCCGCCGGGGCCCCUGAACCCCCUGUACGGCACCGUGCGUCGCUUCCUCUCCGCGGUGCAGCUCAACCCCUUCCCCGCAGAGUUGGUAAAGACUUUGCUGAAUGAGCCGUCCUCUGUGAAGGUGGAUGAGGUGGUGCGUUAUGAGGCGGGCUACGUGGUGUGCGCUGUGAUUGCCGGCCUCUACCUGCUGGCGGUGCCGAUUGCCGGGCUGUGUUUCUGUUGCUGCCGCUGCCACCGGCGCUGUGGGGGCCGAGUGAAGACGGAGCACAAGGCCAUGGCCUGUGAGCGAGGCACCCUCAUGGCCUUCCUGCUGCUGACCACCCUCCUGCUACUGAUUGGUGUGGUCUGUGCCUUUGUCACCAACCAGCACACGCAUGAGCAGAUGGGCCACAGUGUUGAGGCUGUGCCUGAGAUUCUGCUCAGCCUCCAGGGCCUGGUCUCCAAUGUCCCCCAGGAGCUGCAGGCCGUGGCAGAGCAGUUCUCCCUUCCCCAGAAGCGAGUCUUGGAGGAACUGGAUGGUGUCGGCAUGAGCAUUGGGAGCACGAUCCAUACCCAGCUCAAGAGCACCAUGUAUGAAGUGCUGGCCUCAGUGAGCAGCCUGGGACAGGCCCUGCAGGUCUCUAUGGAUGACCUGCAAGCCCUGAACACCACUUUGGUGGAGCUGAGGAAGGGCCAGCAGGACCUGGAGCCAGCUGUCUACGAGCGCCGGGAGCGCCUCCUCACCCUGCUGCAGGAGCCCAGCUGUCAGGGUUGCACGGAGGCCCGGAGCCGAGCCCAGGCCCUGGAGCUGGGAGCUGACUUCAGCCAGGUAUCCCCUGUGGACGAUGUCCUGCAUCGGCUGAAGGGUGUCCCAGAGGCCAAUUUCUCCAGUAUGGUCCAGGAGGAAAACAGCACCUUCAACGCCCUCCCACUCCUGGCAGCCUUGCAGACAGCCAAUGUGGUCAAAGAGCUGAAGAAGGUGGUGGCCCAGAAGCCUGAAGGCCUGAGGACACUGGCUGAAGAGUUCCCAGGCUGGGAGGCAGCCUCUCGCUGGAGCCGGACACUGGAAGAAGUGGAACAGAGUAGCCGCCCCUACCUGAAGGAAGUGCAGAGAUACGAGAAAUACAGGUGGAUUUGGGGCUGCGUGUUGUGCUCCGCAGUCCUACUUGUGGUGGUCUGUAACCUGUUGGGCCUCAACCUGGGCGUCUGGGGGCUGUCUGCCAGGAAGGACCCCAGCCGCUCAGAAGCCAAGGGCGAGGCUGGAUCCCGUUUCCUCAUGAUGGGUGUGGGCUUCAGCUUCCUCUUCGCUGCACCCCUCAUCCUCCUUGUUUUUGCCACCUUCCUGGUGGGCGGCAACGUGCAGACGCUGGUGUGUCAGAGCUGGGAAAGCAAGGAGCUCUACAAGUUUGCAGACACCCCAGGGAACUUGCCUCCAUCCAUGAAUUUGUCUCAGCUUCUUGGUCUAAAGAAGAAUAUCAGUAUCCUCCUGGCCUAUCAGCAGUGCAGGGAAGGGGCUGCACUCUGGAGUGUCCUGCAGCUCAAUGACUCCUAUGACCUGGAGAAGCACCUGAAUAUCAGCCAGUACACUGCCAAGCUGCAGCAGGAGUUACAGAACCUCAAAGUAGACAUGAAGAAUCUGGACCUGCUGAGCCCAGCUGCCCACCGGGACCUGGAAGCCCUGCAGAGCAGUGGGCUCGAGAAAAUCCACUAUUCCAGCUUCUUUGUCCAGAUCCAGAAGCCCGUGGUGAACACCAACAUGGAGAAGCUGGCCCAGGAGCUGGAAGAACUGGCCCGGACCCAAGGCAGUUCUGUGCUGGGGCAGCAGCUUCAGGAGGAAGCCCAGGGGCUUCAAAACCUCUAUCAGGAGCAGGUCCUCCCUCAGCAGAGCCUUGUGGCUAAGCUCAACCUCACCGUCAGGGCCCUGGCAUCUUCAGCCCCGAACCUCCAGAUGGAAACCUCUAGUGUCUUGGACAAGGUCGCUUACCUAAAAGGAGAGUUGCCUACCUGGGCCACCAAUAUCUUGAGGAAUGAAAGUGAGUGUUUCCUGAUCCGGGAGAUGGGUUACUUUUCCCAGUAUGUGGCCUGGGUAAGAGAGGAGGUGACUCAGCACAUUGCCACCUGCCAGCCUCUCUCCGGAGCCCUGGACAAUGGCCGUGUGAUCCUGUGUGACAUGAUGGCUGACCCCUGGAACGCCUUCUGGUUCUGCCUGGCUUGGUGCACCUUCUUCCUGAUCCCCAGCAUCAUCUUUGCUGUCAAGACCUCCAAAUACUUUCAUCCCGUUUGGAAACGCCUCAGCUCCACCAGCUCGGAGGAGACACAGCUCUUCCACAUCCCCCGGGUCACCUCCCUGAAGCUAUAGGACCCAAGGAGGGAUAUUUGCUGGCUGCAAGGUGAUGCCUGGGGCUGCCUGCCUUCCUCCUCCUUUGACUUGGCCUGGACCAGAGGACUUCUGUUAUUCUUGCUCACAGCCCAGACUGGCAUCAGGCCUGGAUUGCCUUUCAACUUUUGUCACCGGACCCCAUUUUGCCUAUUUCUUUCCCACCCCCUUGAUGUUCAUGAACCCCUUUUCUCAUUCCCAAAAGCACACUUAACUUUCAUUGAGCUACAGGAGCCAAUAGCUUCUUCCAAGUAUUGAUCCCUUAUCCUCCUCAUGCAACAUAUUAGCACCAGGAAGAGCCUGUUCUCCACCUAUUAGAACCGUUCCCUCACCCAUGCGUGAGACAGAGGCCCUGUCCAACCCCAUUCUGUCACUAGUUGCCCACCCCCUGUCCAUGCCUCUCCCACUCCUCUCUAAGCUCCUGCCCCUUUCUGUCCUCUGACCUGCCCACCUGUCCCAGCUUCACUCUGCCCCAGCCCUCACGUGCUCCCCCCAGGGAAACCUCUUUCCCUGCUUUGUCCCCUUUCUACCUUAUCCCAUUACCUUGCUGGUACCCAGGAACCCCUCCUCCCCAACCAAACUAAUUACGUAAAGCCACCAAGCAGGCAAGGAUCCACCAGGGCUCUGCCUCAUGGCCCUGGAGUGCUCCACUGCCCAGGGACCUAGACUCCCCCACAGGCCCUGGUCUGGAUUUCUGGCCACCCCAUGGGGUGAGGGAGGCCUAUCUGAAGGCUGAGCCCCUUGCCUGCACCCUGGGAUGGAAAGAGUGCUGUCAUCCUGCAGCUCCUCUCUAAGCACUGGCUCCCUAGGAAGGGACCUGCGACUUGGGCCAGAGGGGGGGUCACCCCCGGCUCCCCAAAAAGUAAUCUCUUCGACAAUCACCACUCAGCUUUCCAGGGGAUCUCAGAUCUGGUGGCCACAAUUGGAUUUUGAACUGUGGCCCUUACUCAUUCUAUUCUAUGCAUGAAGCCUAGUCUAUCCCUGUGCCCUUUUUGCAUGCUGGAUGCUGAGUUCCAGAAACAGGGAAAAGGAGGAAGAAAGAAAAGAGAUGGACAAAACCUCAGAUUCAUUAAAGUAUUUUCACUUCCUAAGCCAUGGCCUUGGAUCUUUGAUACCAGCCCAGGCUAGGGCCCUAUACGUAGUUGGUACUUAAUGAGGUUUUUUUGAAGAGGAGAAUCCAUGACUUACCCUAGCAAUCAGCAGAUGGGGAGUGGGACACUUGAAACAGGCAGACCUGGCUGCACAUCCUGGCUUUAUGCUUGGUAGCUAGGACACCUUGAACAUGUUCUGUGUGUUCCCUAGACCUCAGUUUCUCCAUUUCUAAAUUGGAGAGAAUAGUCCUAACUGCCUUCUAGGGCUAUGAAAAAUGUGACAUUGCAUGGAAAGCCCUUGGCAGGAGCCUGGCACAAAACAAAUGCUCAGAUGCUGCAUCUUUGAUGCAGGCAUCCUUGAAUGUAGCACAACUGCUUUUUUUUUUUUUUUUUUUUUUUUGGCUUUUCCCAAACCUUUUUGGCUUGUUUCUCAUCCGCUACCCUAUGCAGGAGAACUGUGGCACCCUGAAUAUCAAGAAUGAAACUGAUUGGAUAAAAAUAGAAAGAGAAAACAAUUAUAAAAAAUUUCUGGUUCUCUAUCAAGAUUCUCUACCUUAUCCUUUAUAUAUGUGAGCAUACUGCACAUGGUAAUUUUACAGUUUAAUAACUUCCUAAUAUGGAAACUCUGA